Messenger RNA from Ictalurus furcatus (blue catfish), 3943 nucleotides. RefSeq names its product netrin g2a (gene ntng2a). NCBI's taxonomy places the organism in Eukaryota, Metazoa, Chordata, Actinopteri, Siluriformes, Ictaluridae. The coding region runs from base 2369 to 3943 and encodes 524 amino acids. The transcript has 7 exons. The record is from RefSeq and is a predicted model, not a curated record.
GAGAGAAAGGGGGCAGAAGAAGAAGGAGAGGAGGAGAAGGAGGAGGAAGAAGAAGAGGAGGAGGAUGGAGAGAUCAGAAGCGGGUGAGAUGCUCCUGCGUAACGCGAGCGCUGUCUGUCCUUGAGCGCACAUGCAGGACGGAAACUAAACCGAAACAUUAAGCUGAACAAUAUUUAACACACACACACACACACACACACACACACACACACACAUUUUAUAUGGAAGAGGAUUUGUGCUGCAGAUUUGCGCAGAGAAUUUGAGUGCUCCUGGGAAGGGAUUACGCAUUAUCUGAAGUUCAUCCCGAUGACAGAAGAAGAGAUGUCUUGCUUUCAAUACGAGCUCAAAUCGUGGAACAGAGCGCGCGUGCUCGGAGACAUCGUCUCACAAGGUAAGUUUUGGGGAUUUGAGGUUUUUCCCAAAGCCGCCUCCAUACCCCGCGACCCUUUUACGCACGGUUCUAAGGCGCGUUUUUAUUUCAUCAGGACAUUCUUCAAAAUCAGCUGGGACUUUUUUUAUUUUUAUUUUUUUAUAUAUAAUUUUUUUUUUUUUAGUUACCCGCGUUUCCACCACAGGACUAGGGACUUCUGGGGGUUCCACUUGCAGGGACCAGGGUCUAAAUUAAGUUCCUGGGAAAAUAUUUCCCCAUUGGGAAGUCCGUACUCGGGAGGUGGUACUUUUUCAAAGUUCAGGAACUUUCAGGGGUGGGAAUUGGGCGCUGAACAUGCUGAUGCAUGGAACUGGAAAAUGUAAAAGUCUACUUAAAACUAUCAAGUGGGUUAAGCGAGCUGGGCUUUAUUCAUACAGCACUACAGUGCGGAGAAAAGCGCGUGCCCUCCCCGCCGCGCGCGCGCGCGUUCCUCUGUCUCAGUCAUCUCUAAUGAUCAAAUCCGUUUGCUUACUAGAAUUAGGAGCAUUCUGAUCUCGCUUUACUCCCACUGCUCGUCUCUGAAUUACCUGUUUAGCAAAGCAAUGCAUCACAAUCCACAGCAGCACAGCUUGAAUCUCCUCCAUGCUUGCUGUUGAUCAGAUUUCAGAAAAGAAUAUUUUUUUAAAAUCUGAACCUUUAGCCAAAGAUUAAAAUCUCGGACUGGGAAUCACUACACCACCAGCUUAGUUUCAGCAAGACUCUAAACUUUGUAUCUUUGCCAUGGGCGAAGAUUGUUCCUGUUCAAAGGUUUGUGUCCAAAUCAGAACCUGCUACGUGUUUUGACAUAUUUUGUAUAGAAUUUUACUUCUGAUUUUGUUUUGUGUCACAUUUUGUCACACAUCGAGUGUCCCUUUUGCCCCGAGCAAUUAACCGUGGGCCACAACUGACUAUGACCUGAGGACCCCUUUAAUACAAUGCAUUUAAAUAUGUAUUUAAUAAAUAGUGUGCUAUGUGGAAAUGAUGCACUAGGGUGAUGUAGUAGGCUAGGUAGUGUAUGGUAUAGAGUGCGGUUUGAGACGGAGACAGUGUGCUCCUUCUGAGCGAUGUGAACUUUGUGCACUUUGGAGUGGUCUGGGAUUCGGAAACGUUCCUAGAAAUAAAAUGCUACUAAACUGUACCUUUCCUUGUUGGUAGGGUAGCUUAGAUUUUGUACCUGUGUACCUUUACGUUAUGCAAUUGUACCUUUAAAGAACACUGCAUGUGUGAAGGUAAAAGAUACAUACUAGAGAGACAGAAGGUGUAAAAUCAUUUCAUAGGAUGUUUUUUUUUUGUUUUUUUGUUGUUGUUUUUUGAAAGUGAAGAUUGUGUAUAAUUUUGCUUUUUUUUUUUUUUUUUUUUAAUAUCAUUUCCCAGACAGAAAGUGAAAAUGAAGCAGCUCGAGCGCCGCUCGGACAUCUGACGGACAUCAACAUCGGAAAUUUUACAGCAAGCCUUUCAAAGUAAAUGGACCGGCCUCACAUCCAGUUUCCAUCAACGGGACACCUUGUUCAGAGACGAGUAAAUUGCCGAGAGACAAGAUCCUGAGUUAGGAAAGCACAAUGCAUUUUUUUUAAUGACAUUCAAAUAUUUCAUGUUUAUUCUGGCUUCUGGAUAAAGCAUGAAUAAAGAAAACCAUAUGGACUUUACACAGGUGAAGAGAUGUCUUCACCAGCUGUCGGAGUUCUGAGCCAAAUUCCCAGGUUUAUAAAUUCAGAAGUAAACUUUUUAGAAGUGACUUUUCGAUCCUAAACCACAAGAACAGUCCAAACCCACUUUCCUUCCCGGUUUUCUUAAACGAUAGACCUCGCUUAGAAAGAGAACAAGUGAAUACGCAAUGGAUGAUUGACCAGCGAAUCAACUAUGAAAACGUCUUGGUGUCGAUGCUGACAGGCUCCACCCCUUUCACUCGCUUGCCCCACCCCAAACUCCCGGUCCUAGUCCAUCCUAGCGCUCCACACCAUGCUCCUCCUGAUCUGCCUGUUCCUGCACUGUGUGCUCACUUCUCUGGGCCAGUAUGACAUCUGUAAGUCGCUGGUGAGCACGGAUGAUGGGCCCACGUGGGAGUAUUAUGCAUGUCAGCCCCGACCCGCCACCAUGAAGGACUUCAUGCAGAUCCGAGUGGAGCCGCCGGACAUCACGUGCGGAGACCCACCUGAGCGCUUCUGCACCCUGGAAAAUCCAUACCUGUGUAGCGACGAAUGUGACGCGUCCACUCCGGACCUGGCCCACCCGCCUCAGCUGAUGCAGGACCGUGAACGCACUGGCCUCAUCACCUACUGGCAAACGGUGACAUGGAGCCGCUUCCCAGAUCCGCUGCUGGCCAACAUCACACUGUCAUGGAACAAGAGCCUGGAGGUGACAGACGACAUCGAGAUCACCUUUGAGUAUGGCCGACCCACCAUCAUGGUGCUGGAGAAGUCGAUGGACAAAGGCCGAACCUGGCAUCCAUACCAGUACUAUGCUGACGACUGCAUGGAAGCGUUUGGUAUGCAGCCCAAGAGGGUGGAGAACCUUUCAGCAACCAAUGUGACUCGGGUCAUCUGCACCGAGCAGUACUCGCGCUGGGUGGGCUCCAAGAACGAGAAGAUUGUGCGCUUUGAGGUUCGGGACCGCUUUGCCAUUUUUGCAGGGCCCAGGUUGCUCAAAAUGGACAACCUGUACACACGCAUGGAGAGCUUGAAAGGUUUGAGAGAUUUCUUCACGUUCACUGACUUGAAGCUACGGCUGCUGAGGCCUGCGCUUGGAGGAACGUACGUGCAGAGGGACAACCUGCUCAAGUACUUCUACGCCAUCUCUAAUAUUGAGGUCCUCGCCAGGUGUAAGUGUAACCUUCAUGCAGGACAGUGCACGUUCCGCGACGGCAGCCUCCAGUGUGACUGCGAGCACAACACCACGGGGCAAGACUGCGCUCGCUGCGAACGAGGCUUCAAGGCCAAGUCGUGGAAGCCCGGCUCGUACCUGCCUACUCCCAAUGGAUCACCCAACACCUGUGAGGCGGCAGGGACUCUCGGCAACUGUGAGUGCUAUGGUCACUCAAACCGCUGCAGCUAUAUUGACUUUAUCAACAUUGUAACUUGUGUAAGCUGCAAACACAACACUAGAGGGCAGAACUGCCAGCACUGUCGCCUUGGAUACUUCAGGAACGCUUCGGCCGAGCUGGAUGAUGAGAAUGUUUGUAUAGAGUGUAAUUGCAAUCAGCUGGGCUCUUUACAUGCUCGCUGCAACGAGACUGGUUUCUGCCAGUGUCGAGAAGGCACCACGGGCCAGAAGUGCGAAGACUGUCUGCCUGGAUACAACUGGAAACAAGGCUGUGUCCAGAACGUCUGCGACGACGAGCUUCUGCUCUGUCUGAAUGGUGGGACGUGUGUCCAGAACCAGAAGUGCGUUUGUCCACCUGACUUCAAGGGCGUCCUGUGUGAGCAGGAGCGCUGCGAUGGUGAGAAAGUCUGCAACGGCGGUCCUGCCUGCUACCUCAGCUUCCUGACUGUGCUGCUCUGUUUCCUCGCCAACAGCGUGCUCCUAGCCAGUGCCUAG